Molecule: messenger RNA, 981 nt
Organism: Epithele typhae
Lineage: Eukaryota; Fungi; Basidiomycota; Agaricomycetes; Polyporales; Epitheliaceae
Exons: 2
Coding region: 1-981 (326 amino acids)
Source: RefSeq, a predicted model, not a curated record
AUGUCUGGGGAAGAACACGAGACCGACAGAGCAGAUCUUCUCGGCGACGUACUUCUUGCCGCGACAAACCUCCGCGUUCUAACCAUUCGGAGCAUCCUCCCACGCAUCACUAUGGACUCCUCCUGUCUCAACGCUGCGCUACGCUCCCUGAGUUCACUUCAUGUCCUUCACCUUGAAAAUCAGGUUGAUCAGGCGGUCCUCGAGUCGGGACUCCUCCUUCCGCCUAGCGUCAGGGUGUUCAGCUUCUGCUUCAGUAACUCAUCAUCCCUUGCAUCCCUCCUCCGCGCCAUAUCUCGCCUCCCGCAUCUCCAAGACCUCUCCGUUCUCGGACACGGUUCGACAGAAGACGUCACAUCCCAGCCAACCUUCCCCUCCAUUCGCCGCCUACAAAUCAACGACGCUGAAAUCCCUUGUGCAGACAAGCUCGUCGCCUGCUGCCCGAACCUCGACUCCCUCGACAUCAUCCUCCGCCUCGACCUUACCCCGCAGGCGCACAACGCCGACGACCCGCGCGCGCGCGCGUGGCCCCGCCUGCGCACGCUCAAGGUCCGCGCGGCCGAAGACCUGCCGUACGCCGCGGCGCGCGCCGCCCGCUGCGACGUCCUCAACCUCGCCUCGCUCGAUCUGCGCACGGGGUGCGAGGGCCCGGCGUGGAGGAUCCCGCCGGGCUUCGAGGGCGUGCUCGCGCACGGGGACGAGCCCGAGGAGGGAUUCGACUCCGACGACGAGGAGCUCGGCGCGGCGGCCGACUACUCGGAAGCGAUGUACUCGCUGGUGCGCACGGCGGUGCCCGUGCGCCUCGCGUGCGCGGUGACCGUCGGCGGCGCCGGUUUCGGCGGGGGGACGCUGUGGGCGCGGCUGGCGCGCGAGGGGCCGAGCGUGCGGUCGCUCGUGCUCAGGGUGGAGGAGGAACAGGCGAAGGAAGACUCGAACAGGUGGCAGUGGCUGGGCUGCCAGACGCGCUGGCACCUCUGCCGGUAG